This is a messenger RNA of Andrographis paniculata, 1014 nucleotides long. RefSeq names its product protein HSH49-like. The transcript has 3 exons. The record is from RefSeq and is a predicted model, not a curated record. Gene Ontology annotation, molecular function: RNA binding. The coding region runs from base 282 to 641 and encodes 119 amino acids. Lineage: Eukaryota; Viridiplantae; Streptophyta; Magnoliopsida; Lamiales; Acanthaceae.
CCCAGGCCCAGCUGCCCCCCUUUUCAUUCCUACCUUAUUUUCUCUCGGACCUUCUCUUCUUCUCCUUCCUUCCAUGUCGCUCUUUUCCUUUCUUCUUCUUCGUCUUCCGAUUUACCUCUUACUCGACGAUUAAACCAUAAUUUAAAAUCGCGAUUUUGAAACCAACAAAUGAGCGCGGGGGAAGAGGAAAGUUAAAAGCCUGUCGAAUCGCAUUCGCCGCUGAGAAACCUGUUCUUCGAAGGAAUCAGCCAAAAAACCGAAUUGCGAUUCAAUUUCGAACGAUGGUGGUGGAGAAGUCUAAUUGUACAGUUUAUAUCGGAAAUGUGGAUGAGAGAGUCAGCGAUAGAGUGUUGUAUGACAUUCUGAUUCAAGCGGGGCAAGUGGUAGACUUGUAUGUGCCUCGAGACAAGGAGACGGAUAAACCUAGAGGAUAUGCUUUUGCAGAGUAUGAAUCAGAAGAGAUCGCCGAAUAUGCUGUCAAGCUCUUUUCCGGACUUGUAACACUUUACAAAAGGACACUAAAAUUCGCCAUCUCCGGGCAAGACAAACCGCAGCCAUACAAUGAUGCACAAGCUGCUUCUCAGAAGAUAAAUUUUGGUCAAGGUGAGCGGAGCAAUGGUUUUCCUUUUAGGAUUGGGUAAUCGAUCGUUAGUUUUUUGUGUGUCGUAAAUCUUGAAUGUAUGUAGAUAGAGUUACUGACUAUAUUUGGUAUUUUCUAUGAAAUGUUGAUCUCUUGUGAUUCUUCCUUGCCGGUUUCAGUUUCACCGAAUGCGUAUUGGAUGACGCCAUGAUUGCUGCUUUGAUCAUAAGUCUAAGAGCCAUUAAUUAACUAGACCGAACAGUAACUUUUAAGUGUUUAUGUACGUUCGCUAACGAUUGAAGCCGUUCGUUCGUUAAAUAUUUGAACCCGUUUGUAUUGUUCGAAUUUUUAUGCUCAAAUAAGCUCGUUUGAGCUAGUUUGAAUAUGUAUAAUAUUUUAUUUUUAAUUCAUAUAUAGUAGUAUAUAAUACUUCC